AUGGCCCAUUCCAGAGGAUGUCGAGUCACCAAUUUUCAUUGGGGUUGGGAAGAGCCUGAGGACAUUGACGCUGGUGUCCAGGCAACUCCAACAGCCGGUCCUAAGAGCACCACAAACACCGCCGCCGCCACGCGAAAGAAAAAAACAAGAUCCCCUUCCACAAGCAUUUACACAAACUACUCAACACCACAGCUGGAUCACACCCCAGCCCCGGUCCUUCCAAAAGAAAGAGGAGACGCAAUACGAUCAGCUAAGCCUUAUUUAGCCACCCCGGGAGCAACUGUUCGUGGCCUUUAUGGAGAAACUUUUUACGAAGGAGAUACCUUAGUUACAUUUCACUAUGAAAAAUCGAGAUCCGGUGAUAUAACACAAGGUCUUCCAAAAGUAGAACAGGUAUUAGAAGUGCGUUCCGUUGAUCCAAUAUCGCUGAAUCUAGAAAGGAGGGUUGAGGGUUGGAACAAAUGUCUAACAAGAAUUCUUGGAAUUCCUUGGGGAUUCUUGAUUGGUGCUGAGCUAACUAUAGCGCAAAGUCGCAUCUCUUUGGUUAAUAAGAUCCAAAAAGUUUAUCGAUCCCAGGGAGUGCAGAUUCAUAAUCGGCAUAUCGAAAUUAUUGUACGUCAAAUCACAUCAAACGUGUUGGUUUCAGAAGACGGAAUGUCUAAUGUUUUUUCACCCGGAGAACUUAUUAGAUUGUUGCGAGCAAAACGAAUGGGGCGUGCUUUAGAAGAAGCAAUCUGUUAUCGAGCCCUUUUAUUGGGAAUAACAAAAGCAUCUCUCAAUACUCAAAGUUUCAUAUCGGAAGCGAGUUUUCAAGAAACUGCUCGAGUUUUAUUUUAUCCCGCUUUUUAG
Ipomoea triloba (trilobed morning glory) is the source of this 849-nucleotide messenger RNA. Its product is annotated as DNA-directed RNA polymerase subunit beta''-like. The record is from RefSeq and is a predicted model, not a curated record. NCBI's taxonomy places the organism in Eukaryota, Viridiplantae, Streptophyta, Magnoliopsida, Solanales, Convolvulaceae. The coding region runs from base 1 to 849 and encodes 282 amino acids. Gene Ontology annotation, biological process: DNA-templated transcription. Gene Ontology annotation, molecular function: DNA-directed RNA polymerase activity; DNA binding. The transcript is spliced from 2 exons.